Molecule: messenger RNA, 1840 nt
Organism: Aspergillus uvarum CBS 121591
Lineage: Eukaryota; Fungi; Ascomycota; Eurotiomycetes; Eurotiales; Aspergillaceae
Exons: 2
Coding region: 382-1680 (432 amino acids)
Source: RefSeq, a predicted model, not a curated record
UCGACUAUCACCCUCGCCACAGCUACGGCCACUACGAAUACAGAUCUGGGGUAUCUCCGCUGUGCUGUACGCCUCCCUGCCUUUUCUUUCCCCGGGAGCGACAUCUUGCCCUGGCAUAUCGAUCACUCUACUCCCUAUCAAUCGAAUACUAAUGAAGCUGGAAAUCGAGGAUAGUCUUCCAUAGCCCAGACCUACCACAGCCCCCAAUGCUCCUCCCCCUCCGCCCUAGAUUGCUUCUGCAACGCCCCGUUCGACCCCUCGGGACUGGACCCGGCGACGCUGGACGAGUGCGCCAGUGAGGGUGUUCCAACCGAGAACAUCCCCGCGUACAUCUGCGAUGACGCCAACGUCCCCGUCUCACCAAGGAAGGGCAGUGUGCCUAUGAUGCGGAUUGCGGAUGUGGAGGUGGAUGGGGAUGCCAGUAGUGCUUCUGGUGGCAGUGGUGCAGCUCCGCAGAGAGGGAGUUUGCCCAUGGUCAGGGUGGGGAGCGGUGAUGUGGAUACUGGGGGUGCAGGUGCGAGCGCGAGCGCGGGUGUGAGCGUUUCCAGUGCUAGUGCCCGCCCUAGUGCCAGCCCUGGUAUCGGUGGCGCAUCACAUCGGGGCAGUCAGCCUAUGGUGCGCGUGGGGGAUCUUGGGGCUAGUAGUUCUGCUGCAGCAGCUACAGCUACAGCUUCAAGCAGUCUGGCUACGCCUAGUGCCGGGGCCCAGGCGGCCCCGCGACGAGCCAGUCGGCCGAUGGUGCGGCUGGGUGAAGAUACCAAAAACCGGCCUCUUGCACAGGCACAACCCCACCCACAACCCCAGGCGCAAGCGCAGGCAGCAGAAGGAGGAAGAGGAAAAGUCCAAGCAAGAGCCUACAGCCCCAACCUGCACCCGGACAACGGUCCACUUCUCCUGCCGGAGGAUGUCCUCCCGCUGCCUUCCUCCUAUGAUGACGGCUCCGUUCUCGGCUCUGCUGCAGCUGCACCAGCUGCAGGAGCAGGGCAAGCAGGGCAAGCAGGGCAGGAGGAGAAGAACAUCCCCCUCCCGCUGGAAUCGGCCAUCCUCCCGAAUGCUUAUCCGGAUGUGGCGGUUGCUCCCAGCCCUAAUCCCCAGAUGCAUACCCAGAUGGAAACUCAAUCCCAGGAUCAGACACAACCCCAACCCCAACCCCAAACCGCUGAGUAUCAAGCUCCACAGCAGCAGCAGCAGCAGCAGCAAGAAGAAUUCCUCACCUCGGAGCUAACGUCCUCCACUUAUUCCACCGCCACCGGUGCUGCAGGCGCAAGUGCAGGCACCCCCGCCAGCGCAACAGCGGUUCAUGCAGCAGCAGCAGCAGCAGCAGCAGCAGCCGCCGCAGCAGCAACCUUCCAAACAAGCGCCGCAGCAUCACCACAGACCUUCACCUAUUCAACCUCAGAAACAACACCUCCAAGCCAGCCCAGCGCAAGCAGCAUCCCCAUCCCAACAAUCACCUCCUCGUCCGUGAAGCUCGUGACCGUCAACCCGACUGCUACCGCUACCGCUAUUGCUACCGAUGGACGGGGUACUGCUGCUGGUUCUUCGGACAAGCAGGCACCUGCGGGAGGAGAUCCGAAUGCGGGGUUGUUCCAGGGGGGUGCGGGGAGAUUACGCGGGGGUUGUUGGGAGGCUGUGGUUGGGGUUGGGUUUUCUGUGAUAUACCUGCAAGGAUGGAGAUGAAGAUGGAUGGGUAUGGGUACGGGUAUGAGUAAUGGUUCUUUCUUUCGGGUGGAUGCUCGGAUGCUGGCGUUUGUUUUGGAUCUUACGGGAAGAGAAGAUUGGGUGAAAAGGGGGUUGGUUCUUGGAUUGGAGAUUGGAUGGGGAAGACUGCAGAAAAAAA